CAGCGUCAUUAACCUGCCGAAUUGUUUUUCUGCAUUGUGCGCUGCUCUGACACAGACAACUGAUUAUGAGCAGGUGAAGUUACAGCGAGCAUCAAGAACAAGUUUAUUUCAAGUACACUGGACAUGUCAGGACCUAAAACAGCUGGAGCUGAUGCUGGAUCAGUGGUGUCGGACCCUCAACACUCCCAAAAGCUUCUAAGGGUCCUUCAGUCUUUAAGACAAGAGGAUUGUUUUCAAGAUGCAGUGUUGGUUUUGGAGGGUGAACAGAUUCCUGUUCAGAAAAACAUCCUGGCUGCUGCAAGUCCUUACAUCAGGACCAAAUUAAAUUACAACCCACAAAAGGAGGAUGGAUCUGUAUACAAAAUCGAGUUGCAAGGGAUCUCUGUCACAAUCAUGAGGCAGAUAUUGGACUACAUUUUCAGUGGGCAGAUUACCCUAAAUGAAGACACCAUCCAGGAUGUGGUCCAGGCUGCUGAUCUUCUGCUCCUCACUGAUCUCAAAUCCCUGUGCUGUCAGUUCCUGGAGAGCUGCAUCACUGCAGAGAACUGCAUUGGUAUUCGGGUCUUUUCUUUGCAUUACUGCCUGCACCACGUCUACCACGUGGCCACCGAGUACCUGCAGACGCAUUUUCGAGAUGUGGCCAAUACGGAGGAGUUCCUGGAGCAGCCGCCAGAUCGCCUCUGUGAACUCCUGUCUAUAGAGAAGCUCAACGUGGGGAAUGAAAAGCACGUUCUGGAGGCCGUGGUCCGCUGGAUCGCACAUGACACUGAAGCUCGGCGAGUCCAUAUGAAAGAGGUGAUGUCCGCCGUGUGGGUUCAGGGCCUGGACCAGAGCUACCUCCAGGAGCAGAUGCUCGGAGACUCCCUGAUGAGGGAAGUAAUACGGAAUUAUUGUAUGGAGUCUCUGGGAGGAGCAGCGCAGCAGGGGGAGGCGCUGCUCGCUGCGUUUAAACCCCGCGGCUACUCUGAGUGUAUCGUCACUGUAGGGGGUGAGGAGAGGAUCUCGCGGAGGCCUACGGCAGCAGCGCGAUGCAUGUGUCCGCUUUAUGACCGAAACAGACAGCUCUGGAUUGAACUGAAGCCAAUGAAUGAGAGGCGUGUUGGCCACAGGGUUGUGUCAGCAGAGGGAUACCUGUUUGCAAUAGGAGGAAUGGAUGAGAAUAAAACUGUCUUGAGCAGUGGAGAGAAAUAUGACCCAGAGACCAACACCUGGACUCAAAUCCCACCAAUGAUGCAGGCCAGGCAGCACUUUGCCAUUGCAGAGUUGGAUGGGAUGAUCUACGUCUUGGGUGGAGAGAACAAGGACACUGAGGUCCUCCUCACGAUGGAGGUGUUUGACCCCCAUUGCAAUGUUUGGCGAACACAACCACAAAUGACCACAGUGCGCAAGUUCGGUUGCUGUGCCACCAUGAAGAAGAAAUUGUAUGUGAUGGGCGGAGGAUCAUUCGGGAAGAUUUACGACUCUGUGGAGUGCUAUGACCCCAAAACCCAGCAGUGGACAACAGUCUGCCCUCUUAAGGAAAGGAGGUUUGGCGCGGUAGCUUGUGGCAUUGGACAAGAGCUCUAUGUAUUUGGUGGUGUGAGGAACCGAGACGCUGACAAUCCAGAGUCCAGUCAGAUGACCAUCUGCAAGUCUGAGUUCUUCCAUGAUGAACUAAAAAGGUGGGUGGAUUUAGAUGACCAGAACCUCUGCAUACAGGCCACGUCGUCUUUUGUUUAUGGAGCUGUUCCUAUUGGUGCCAGCAUAUAUGUGAUUGGAGAACUUGACACUGGCACCAGUUUUGACUAUGUGCGGGAGUUCCGCCGAAGCACGGGUACCUGGCACCCCACCAGACCCCUCAUGCCCUCUGAUCUGAGCAAGACGAGCUGCGCCGCCCUACGCAUCGCUAACUGUAAGCUGUUCCGCCUGCAGCUCCAGCAGGGACAGUUCCGCAUCCGGGUUCAAUCCACAUAAAUAGCUUUAUGUCACUCCUCCGUCGUCUGCUGGGCUGGAGGAGGAUGCAGAGGAUUGUGGGCUUACACUGGCAACAGCAGAUGUUUGGUUAUAACGUGGGAAAGCUUGAAUUAAUGGUCCUGUUUUUUAUGUUUGAUGCAUUUCGAGGAUGAAUUGUACAUGUUUUUUUUUUUUUUUUUCAUUCAUUUUUAACUUGACUCCCAGGCACAGGAAAUGCUGUUACAUUAGAUAGGACCUGCUCACUAUAGGUUAUAUUGUUGCAGCUUGUUAUUUGACGCUUUUGAACAUUGGUGAAGGAGGUCAAAAUUGCCUAUUUUAUACAGUAGUUGAGUCUUAAAUGUGGGUUCGGUAAGUAAGGGAACAAAUUAAAUCAAGAACUAAUCAGGGCUAGUGGUAUGUUCAUAUCAAGCACAAUUAUGUUGCUAAUGCAAGUGUCUGUCUAGCUACUGUACAAUCAAAAUUGAAAUGACAUGCUAGAUUACUGAAAUGAUUUAAAAUGUCAUCUCAUUGCUCUUUUGCUGAUAAUUAAUCUUGAAUUUUAAGUUUUCUGUUAUAUAUGUAUUUAUAAUUUUAAAUAUUCUAAUAAUAAGUAUACAUAUAAUACACACAAUUUAUAUAUAUAUAUAUAUAUAUAUAUAUAUAUAUAUAUAAAACUAAAUAUAUUACGGAUUAUAAACAUAUAUUUAUAUAAUUAUUAUUGUAAGUGCAUAAGUUGACUGGAUGCCUUCUUUUGACUGGAAGGCCGCCUUAUGAGAAAUUUCAGUCUUGUUAAACUUUGCCAAUACGUACAUUAUGCCUUACAAAUUGCGAGUAACAUUACUUUUUUUCUUUUUAAGUCCCAUCUGUGUUUCAUUUAUGAAAAGAAAAAUUGCCGGUAAACGCCCAGCUGUGGGACUGUUUUUACUGAAUUUGGAUACCUACUCUUGUUCAGAAAAUGAACUUAAAGUAGCCAGUUUUUAUAUUACAUUUGUUUAAUAAAUGCGGUUAAAUAUUUAAUUAGUCUCAACAGUUAACUUGGUAGCCUUAGUUAAUAGUCAGACUAAGUUUUCUGAUUGGUGUUAUACAAGCAAGAAUAUAUGAGUUUACAUUUUAGUUUAGACUAAUCUUUAUGCACUGUAUUGUCAAAGUUGAAAGCGAAAAUGGUGGAUAUUUGCAUAUUUCAUGUGUCUUUCUCUGGCUGCGUGCUGGUCUGCCUAUCUUAACUGAUCAAAUUUUGCUGUUGGUCUUGUAUCCAGGGACUCAAAACACCACAGCAUGUCAGAAAUAGAUGCAAGUUGCUGGUCUCACCCUUAUGUGGCGAGAUGUAUUUUGUGAAUGACCUCUGAACUGGCUUUCCUGUCAGUGUGGACGGUUUUGGCAUCUGGUGACCCCAUUUGUUCUGUGCAUGAUUCAGCUGCUGCUGUCUGUUCUAAUUGAAGGGACGAACAUUGCAUAUUCACCACCAUGGAAAUGCAAUCCAAUAGCAGGAAUAAAUACACACUUUCACACACUAGACACUAACAUUUGUCUCAAACUAUGAGAAUGUGGGCGAAAAAAUGUUACAGGACCAAUUUGUGGUAUUUGCACCAAUGCACUGAUCACUAGAUUGAAGAUGUGAACUUACCAAGGUUAGUGUAAGUUGUACUUUCUAUAUCACCACAAAAUUUGCUGUUGUUAUUGACGUGGAAGUGCUGUCAGAAUGCAGAGUAUAUUAACUAUGCAUGAUAAGUAGUGUGUUCCUCGCCAAGACUUCACACACAAUACAUGCUCAUGAAAAUGAUCAACACACUCACUUUACUGUAAACACUGUCAUGAGUCCAUUUGCACACAAAACUAAAACACUUGGUGUCUGCCAGAACAUUGUGAUUAAUAAAAUGUAGCACAUAAUGUUUAUAUUUUGCAAAGUGGUGUUCUGGUACUAGAGGGACAUUUUCACUGUGGAAUUCUUAUUCCAUGUUUUUGAUGUUUUGGAAUUUAGAAUGUUAGAUCUGCCUCCGAGGUCAUGUUGAAAUAUGCCUCGUAAUAAAAUCUUAUGCGGAA
This is a messenger RNA of Labeo rohita (rohu), 3972 nucleotides long. RefSeq names its product gigaxonin (gene gan). Lineage: Eukaryota; Metazoa; Chordata; Actinopteri; Cypriniformes; Cyprinidae. The coding region runs from base 124 to 1953 and encodes 609 amino acids. Gene Ontology annotation, molecular function: protein binding. The record is from RefSeq and is a predicted model, not a curated record. Gene Ontology annotation, biological process: cytoskeleton organization. The transcript has 12 exons.